AUGGAUGAUAAGAAAGCUAAAUGUGAUGAUGUCUUGAAGGGUGAGAUCGGUUUCGCCACUCUUCCCGAACACGUCCACCGAAAGUCCGCCAAAAAGGGCUUUGACUUCACUAUUAUGGUGGUCGGUGAGUCAGGUCUGGGCAAAUCAACUCUAGUGAACUGUCUCUUUUUGGCCGAUCUCUACAAACAACGCAAACAAUUCAGUGUUGAGAAGCUGUUGGAGAGGACUGUAGUUAUCGAUAAGAAACAGCUGGACAUCAUCGAGAAGGGCAUCAAACUGAGGGUCACUAUUGUGGACACUCCUGGAUAUGGAGACUCACUGGAUCUGAACGACAGCUUCCAAGCCGUCGAGAACUAUAUCGACCAACAGUUCGACCAAUACUUUAAGGACGAGUCCGGACUCAACCGCAAGAAUAUUGCCGACAAUAGAGUCCACUGUUGUCUCUAUUUUAUCUCUCCAUUCGGAAGGGGUUUAUCUCAACUCGACAUUCAGUUUAUGAAACGAUUGCAUAAAAAGAUAAAUAUAGUGCCCAUCGUUGCGAAGGCAGACUCUCUCACACCUAAUGAAAUGCAUGCCAUCAAGAAGAAGAUCUUAAGAGAGUUUGAUGAGCACGGGAUCAGUAUUUUCCGAAUUCCCGAAUGCGAUAGCGAUGAAGACGAUCAGUUCAGACGCAAAGACCAGGAAAUUAAGGAAAGCAUUCCAUUCGCUAUUAUCGGAAGCACUCAAACCAUUGAACACCAGGGCAGAAAAAUCAGAGGACGAGAAUAUCAAUGGGGUGUUGUCGACAUUCAGGACGAAAAGUACAGCGAUUUCAUUAAAUUGAGAACAUUUUUGAGUCUUCAUAUGCAAGACCUAAAGGACGUGACCAGUGAUGUACUCUAUGAAAACUAUAGGGCCCAACAUUUGGCUAAAUUGAGUCAACAACAGGAAAAUGACCCAAACAUGACAACUGACAGACUUCUGCAGAUAAAACAAGAGGAGAUCCGCCGAAUGCAACAGCAGUUGGAGAUAAUGCAGGAACAGCUACGCUAUCAGUCCAGCCAACCCGUCAGUAGUGCCGCACAAAGUUGUGACGACUUGUCUCAGAAGGAAGAAGAGUGAGCUGUCUCUCAAAGAUAAGUCAAAUACAAACCCAAAUUUUAUAUGUAUUUCACGACAUUAUAUAAGAAUUUUUGGAUUUGAUUCUCACAUUAUUUAUAUGACAUUCCGUUUCUGUGAUUAUAUUGAUUGUAAAACACAUUCUUUUAGUCAUUUUAUUACAAAUAUUUAUUGCGAAAAGUCAAAACUGACCA
This is a messenger RNA of Oppiella nova, 1292 nucleotides long. The record is from the annotation of a GenBank genome assembly. Lineage: Eukaryota; Metazoa; Arthropoda; Arachnida; Sarcoptiformes; Oppiidae.